Molecule: messenger RNA, 1364 nt
Organism: Triticum urartu
Lineage: Eukaryota; Viridiplantae; Streptophyta; Magnoliopsida; Poales; Poaceae
Product: Plastid-lipid associated protein PAP / fibrillin family protein
Source: RefSeq, a predicted model, not a curated record
GCCAACAGAAGAGGAGUGGAAUCAUUCAUUCAUUCAUUCAUCCAUGGCUCCCCUCUUCGCCUCCUGCCACGCAUCCCACGCGUCCCUCCUACUCCUCUCCCCCAACCCCGCCGCCGCCGCGCGUCUGCGCGUCGGUGGCCUCCGAGUCAGGCGGCCCCGCCGCCUCCGCCUCCCCGUACGCACCGCCGCGGGAGGCAGCCCACUCGACGCCGAGAUCCCCGACCCUACAGUCGACGACGACGAGUGGGGCCGCGAGCCGCCCGCUUCCGCGCCGGGUUGCUCGCGCCCCGGCGUCACCGACGAGUGGGGCGAGCCGGGGGUGGCCGAGCCUGAGCAGCCCUCCGGCGCCGACACCCCUACCAACGACGACGAGUGGGGCGGGGAGCCCACGCCGACGCCGCCCAAGGCGAAGGAGGCUCCGGUUACGAAGGAGGACGAGGGGCGGGAGGAGCUGAAGCGGUGCUUGGUGGACACGGUGUACGGCUCCGGCCUGGGCCUCAAGGCGUCCUCGGAGGUCAGGGGGGAGGUCGUGGAGCUCGUGGCCCAGCUCGAGGCUGCCAAUCCCACGUCCGCGCCCGUCCAGGCGCCAGAGCUCGACGGAAACUGGAUACUCCUGUAUACAGCAUAUUCUGAGCUUCUACCGAUUCUGCUUGCCGGGGCAACACCAUUCACCAGAGUUGAUAAGAUAUCCCAAGAAAUCGACUCGAGAAGCAUGACAAUAAUUAAUGCUUCAACUAUUUCGACUCCAUUUGCUUCCUUUUCAUUCAGCGCAACUGCUUCUUUUGAAGUCCAAACUCCAUCAAGGAUAGAGGUCCAAUUCAAAGAGGGGAGCUUCCAGCCUCCUGAGAUAUCAUCAUCGGUAAAUCUACCUGAACAGAUCGCCAUAUUCGGACAGAAGUUCAGCCUAGGGCCUGUUAAGGAGCUGCUGGAGCCUUUGCAGCGAGCAUUUGCUAGCAUUGCAGGGUCCAUCUCUGGGCAGCCACCCCUCAAGGUACCGAUUCCUGGCGACAACAAGGCCAAGUCGUGGCUUUUGACAACCUACCUGGACAAAGACUUGAGGAUUUCAAAAGGCGAUGGAGGCGGCGUGUUUAUUCUUGCCAAAGAGGGGAGCCCUUUACUAGAUUAACUGUACAUGUGUAAUAGGUGUCAAUAUUCAUAUCUGCAAGGUUGAAAACCAGAGCUACAAGCCUACAACGGAGCAUUCUUCCCCCUCUUUGAUACACAAUUUUCUGGUGGUUUUCUAGAGUCUGGCAGAAUCAACUAAAUAUUGUCAGUAUGGCGUCUCCAUACACUUUUUGCUCCUUGGUAACUAGUGUACAUUUUUUGUGUUAUUAAAAAGGAAUGUACACAUUACUUUAUCGUAA